Clupea harengus (Atlantic herring) is the source of this 786-nucleotide messenger RNA. Its product is annotated as alveolar macrophage chemotactic factor-like. Gene Ontology annotation, biological process: chemotaxis; immune response; defense response. Gene Ontology annotation, molecular function: chemokine activity. The record is from RefSeq and is a predicted model, not a curated record. Lineage: Eukaryota; Metazoa; Chordata; Actinopteri; Clupeiformes; Clupeidae. Gene Ontology annotation, cellular component: extracellular region.
AUGGAAAUCUUUUAUUUAUUUAUUUUCACUUCCUGUUUCGCACUGUCUAUAAACCCUGUGCAACCCACAGGGCAUCCUAAAGCAGGAGCAGCAUCAAGGGGAGACCUCAACACACUCAGAAAUGAAGAUGGCACUCCAGUCCCACAUGCUGCUGACUGCUACUGUGCUCUGUGGCUUGGCUCUUGCUGUUGCUUUGCCAGGCGACAUCCCAAGAUGGUGCCGUUGCAGUCGCACCACCAAUGCCUACAUCCGCCCCAAGCACUUUCAAAGACUGGAGGUGAUUUCCCCGGGAGCUUACUGUCGCCAGACUGAGAUUAUUGUUACACUGAAGAAUGACAAGACAGUUUGUGUGGCGCCUGAGGCCAAGUGGAUCAACAGAGUCAUUCAGAAGCUGAUGCAAAGUAAGGAAAAUGUCAACAGUCUUCAAAUCUCCCCAACUGCCUCAGGAGACAUUGUGACAAGAGCUUGAAGAUUUGGAAGCACCGCUGGUCUUCAUCUAGAAAAGGACAAAUAAGUCAACAGGAAACAUUUCCAAACUUGCUUUAUGCACAUUUAUUGGAAUCAACACAAAUAUUUGUUCUCCAAAAUGUACACUUGUUACCCUUGCUGACAAGAAUUUACGUUUGUACAUUUGUGUCUUCAGAGCCUUUUUGGAAAUGGUACUCUUCUACUCGCUUUUCCUUGCCUUUUUCCAUGUUUAUACAAAUUCACAUACACUGUAAAGAACUGCUCUGAAACUAAACAAAUAAAACAUGCUUAAGAUGAGAUAUCUUUCUGUCUUUGUUU